AUGCAUCUUCUAGGCGAAUUAGCUCAUACAACAUGGUUACGUUUAGAAGAUUUACUUAAUAAUUUAGAUAUUGAUAGUGAUAAAGAACGUCAAGCAUUUAUUAAUGAUACUCGUCUAUUCUUUGAACAACGUUUAUCAAUUUAUGAACAACAACGAAUUGAACUUGAAAAUCAUAUUAAAAUUUUAUCUGAACAAAUGUAUCAAUUAUUUGAUGAACUUAAUUUACCACAUAUAACAUUUGAUACGAAUCAAAUAACAUUAAUUGAAAAAAGAAAAUUGAUUAAUGAUAAAAUAGAUGAAUUAAAACAUUUGAUAUUUGAACGUGAUAAAGAACUUAUUUUAUUAAGACAAUUAAUUGAUAGUAAAAUGAAAUUAAUUGGUAAUACUCAUAUUAAUACAGAUCAGAUUCUUUCAACUACUCAAGCUAGUUCAAUUUUAUCAGAUUUAACAAAUGAAUUAAACAAAUUAAAACAAGAAAUUAGUAUUUUACUUGAUAGAAUUCAUUCAUUAAAUCCUGAUUUAAUUUCCAAGUAUUUAACUAUUGCUCAAACAUUUUUAUCUAUUACUGAUGACAAUGAAUCAGUAUGGGUAACAAAUCAUCAUCCAUUAACCGGUCAUUUAUUACAUUCUCAUCUUAAUACAGAAUAUGAAAAUUUACGCGAAAUACUUCUUGCUGAAAUUAUUUCUCUUCGUACUGAACUUGAUCAACCUGAACCAUCAUCUCCAUAUGAUUUACAACAAGAAUUAAUUGAUUUACGUUUACGUAAAAGAUAUUUAUCUUUAUUAACAAAUUUUCCGCAUAAAUUAACAUCUCAUUCAACUUUGGAUGAAAUUCGUCAAACAUAUGAUCGUUUAACAGCAUCAUUACGUGCACAAGCUCGUAAUAAACUUAAAAAUUUAUGGGAUCAAUUAGAUGUACCAGAUGAACAACGUAUUAUACCUAAAACAAAAGAUAAUGAAGAAGAUUAUUUAGCUAUGAAUGAUGAAAUCAAUCGACUUGAAACUUAUGUUGAAUCAAUUCGACCACUUCUAACAAAAAUUCAAAAACGAGAAUGGUAUAAAAAAGAAAUGGUUGAAUUUGAAAAACAUGCAGGUGAUCCAGCUAGAUUACGUGGAAGUUCAACACAAUUACUUAAAGAAGAACGAUUUCGAAAAGAUCUUUCACGUGAAUUUCCAAAAUUAACUGAUGAUUUACGUCGUAUGGUAGCUGAAUGGGAAGAAUUUAGUGGAAAGAAAUUAAUUUAUGGUGGUGAACCUUAUUUAGAAUCAAUGAAUAAAGAAAAAUUAAGUGUAGAUUUUGAAUUAUUACAUCUACGUUUACUCACCAAAUGUCAAUUACUUGUACAACCAACGAAAAAUGAAACAAUGUCAAUUACAAAUCAUAUUCAAUCACCUCCACCAACACCACCACUUCCACGAACACCACCUCCACCAAAAACACCACCUCCACCACGAACACCAUCACUUUCGCGAACAACACCACCGCCAUCAUCAUCAACAACACAUAAACCAACAAGUCGUAUACCAACAAUGAAUUUUGUUAACAGUAAUAGAAAAAUUAAUAGACAAACAUAA
This is a messenger RNA of Adineta steineri, 1575 nucleotides long. NCBI's taxonomy places the organism in Eukaryota, Metazoa, Rotifera, Eurotatoria, Adinetida, Adinetidae. The record is from the annotation of a GenBank genome assembly.